AUGACCUUCUACAUCUUCAACCGCAAGGGGCGCUGCCAGUACUACCACGAAUGGCAGCGGCUCAAGCCGGUGAGGCAGGGCGCAGGCAGCCAGGAGGAGGACUUCAAGCUGAUGUUUGGCCUGUGCUGGUCCAUGCGCGCACUGGCCACAGCCAUAGACCCCAAAAGCCCCAGCAUGAAGCAGAUGGGCGCGCCGAUGCGCAUCGGGGACGGCUGCUCCUUCAAUUCCAUCAAGACCUCCUCCUUCAAGCUGCAGUUUCUAGAGUCGCCCUCUGGCCUCAAGGCAAGCUGGCGCAUGCCUGGCAGCGGCGGGCAGCCAUGCUGGGGAGCUGGAUGUUUUGUGCUGACGACAGACCCCAGCGUGGGCAGCAUGGUGGAGCAGCUGCAGUACAUUUAUGCCUCUCUGUUUGUGGAAUUGGUGGUCAAGAACCCGCUCUACACCCCUGGGGAGCCCUUCCUGUUUGAGCCCUUUUCGGCGGCGCUGAACAAGUACAUGCGGGCGCUGGGUCUGCUGUCGUGA
Chlorella variabilis is the source of this 519-nucleotide messenger RNA. RefSeq lists its product as hypothetical. Lineage: Eukaryota; Viridiplantae; Chlorophyta; Trebouxiophyceae; Chlorellales; Chlorellaceae. The record is from RefSeq and is a predicted model, not a curated record. The coding region runs from base 1 to 519 and encodes 172 amino acids. The transcript has 4 exons. Gene Ontology annotation, biological process: endoplasmic reticulum to Golgi vesicle-mediated transport. Gene Ontology annotation, cellular component: TRAPP complex.